Caenorhabditis remanei is the source of this 831-nucleotide messenger RNA. RefSeq lists its product as uncharacterized. Gene Ontology annotation, biological process: sphingolipid biosynthetic process; fatty acid elongation, monounsaturated fatty acid; fatty acid elongation, saturated fatty acid. Gene Ontology annotation, molecular function: fatty acid elongase activity. NCBI's taxonomy places the organism in Eukaryota, Metazoa, Nematoda, Chromadorea, Rhabditida, Rhabditidae. The record is from RefSeq and is a predicted model, not a curated record. The transcript has 3 exons. Gene Ontology annotation, cellular component: endoplasmic reticulum membrane. The coding region runs from base 1 to 831 and encodes 276 amino acids.
AUGCCAUCUCUCCAGGGAGAAGUUUCCUUUUUCGAAGUGGCUACAACUGUUCCAUUCAGUCAUGAACUCUCCAAAAGACACAUUGCACAAACUCAAUGGCCAGCCUUCUGGAUCUCCAUGGCAUACGUUGUCGUUAUUUUUGGAAUCAAAGCUGUCAUGACUAACAAGAAACCAUUUGAUUUGACGGGUCCUCUAAACUAUUGGAAUGCAGCACUUGCCAUUUUCUCCACAUUGGGAUCCAUUGCCACCUCCUUCGGACUUCUUCAUGAAUUCAUCACCCGUGGAUUCUUCGAGUCCUACAUCCACAUCGGAGACUUCUACAACGGUCUCUCUGGAUUCUUCACUUGGCUCUUCGUCCUCUCGAAAGUUGCUGAAUUCGGAGACACUCUCUUCAUUGUUCUCCGUAAGAAGCCAUUGAUGUUCCUCCAUUGGUAUCAUCAUGUUCUCACAAUGAACUACGCUUUCAUGUCAUUCGAAGCGAAUCUUGGAUUCAACACUUGGAUUACAUGGAUGAACUUCUCUGUUCACUCUAUCAUGUACGGAUAUUACAUGCUUCGUUCCUUCGGAGUCAAGAUUCCAGCAUGGAUCGCCAGAAACAUUACAACAAUGCAAAUCCUCCAGUUCAUCAUCACUCAUUUCAUUCUCUUCCAUGUUGGAUACUUGGCAGUCACUGGACAAUCAGUUGAUUCUACUCCAACUUACUAUUGGUUCUGCCUUCUCAUGGAGAUCUCAUACGUCAUCUUAUUCGGAAACUUCUAUUACCAAUCCUACAUCAAGGGAGGUGGCAAGAAGUUCGCCGCCGAGAAGAAGACUGAUAAGAAAGCUGAAUAA